AUUUAAUUACAUUAUUUUCUGAAGAUGUAUAUUGGACGGAUAAGUAAGUAUGUAUGAAACAUUUUCCAUGAAAAAUUAGAAGAGGUUUGAAGGGUAGUUAGCGCAACCCUAAAAGCCGAUUCGAUUUGAAGCUGUGCACCUAACAUAUAUAUAUUAAUUGGUUUUGCACAAUUUUGUACUUACAUUCAUUAUAAUUUGUAGAGUGUUCCUAAAUCAUGGGUAGCAUGAAUAGAGAGAGUGAUGGUUACACUCUAAUCGAAUCGCUAUUGCCAGAACAAGUAUCGAAAGAGGAAGAACGACUUGGAAACAAGAUUUGGAUCGAAACGAAGAAACUAUGGCUUAUUGUGGGUCCCUCUAUUUUCAGCCGCGUCGCUUCCUUCACCAUGAACGUCGUUACUCAAGCCUUCGCUGGUCACCUUGGUGACGUCCAACUUGCCUCCAUUUCCAUUGCUAAUGCUGUCAUCGUUGGUUUUAAUUUCGGCCUUCUUUUGGGGAUGGCAAGUGCGUUGGAGACACUAUGCGGACAAGCUUUUGGGGCAAAAAGAUACAACAUGUUAGGAAUUUAUCUACAGAGAUCAUGGAUUGUUCUAUUCCUAUGUUGUUUUCUAUUGUUACCAUUUUACAUUUUUGCCACUCCGAUUUUAAAAUUCCUAGGACAACCUGAUGACGUGGCAGAGUGGAGUGGUAUUGUCGCUAUUUGGCUUAUACCUUUGCACUUUAGUUUUGCAUUUCAGUUUCCUUUACAGAGGUUUUUGCAAUGCCAGCUCAAAACCUCUGUUAUUGCUUGGGUUUCUUUGUUGGGUUUGGUGAUUAACGUUGUCACUAGUUGGCUAUUGAUUUAUGUUUGGGAUUUUGGACUUAUUGGUGCUGCUAUUGCUUUGGAUGUUUCUUGGUGGGUUUUGGUGUUUGGUAUGCUUGGUUACACUGUUUGUGGUGGAUGUCCUUUAACUUGGAAUGGUUUUUCAAUGGAAGCCUUUUCUGGACUUUGGGAUUUCUUCAAACUCUCUUUUGCUUCUGGAGUCAUGCUUUGUUUGGAGAAUUGGUACUACAGAAUAUUGCUACUUAUGACUGGCCAAUUGAAGAAUGCCACUGUUGCUGUUGAUGCCUUGUCGGUAUGUAUGACUAUCAAUGGGUGGGAAAUGAUGAUUCCCCUUGCUUUCUUCGCUGGUACCGGGGUAAGGGUGGCAAAUGAACUAGGUGCAGGAAAUGGGAAAUCAGCAAAAUUUGCAACACAAGUGUCAGUGGUACAAUCAACAGUAAUUGGAUUGUUGUUCUGCAUUCUGAUAAUAAUAUUCCAUCGGCAGUUUGCAUACAUUUUCACCUCGAGCACUUCUGUGCUUCAAGAAGUGGAUGGCAUGUCAAUCCUCUUAGCACUCACCAUUCUUCUCAAUAGUAUUCAACCUAUUUUGUCUGGAGUGGCUGUUGGUUCGGGAUGGCAAGUAUUUGUGGCAUACAUUAAUAUAGGAUGUUACUACCUAAUUGGCCUCCCUCUUGGAAUUCUAAUGGGAUGGGUGUUCAAUACUGGUGUUAGUGGGAUUUGGGGUGGGAUGAUACUCGGUGGCACAGCAACUCAAACAGUGAUACUUAUUAUAGUAACACUACGAUGUGAUUGGGAAAAGGAGGCGGAGAACGCUAGCUCACGUGUAAACAAGUGGUCUACCACUAACCCGGAUGACCAAUUGCAGAUAUCCAACUAAUACUCCUUAAAUUGCACAUAAUUUACUGAUCGUCAAAAAUAUAGGAAUAGAAGAAGUGUAAGUGAUGAAGCAUGUGAUUGUGUUUCGAAAAGGGAAGAAGAUGAAGCUAGCGUGCGUGAUUUUAUUCGGUCAUUCUAUCUUUGAAAAAAUAUUUAUUCCUAGUGAGCAUUAGCUUGUUAAUGGAAAAGUAUUCAUCAUUAUUUUUUAUUAAUAAAAUAUUAAUUAAUAAAACUAAUUAUGUCAUAAAAUACUUAUUAAUUAUUGGUUUUUUUAUCUGUAA
Messenger RNA from Cicer arietinum (chickpea), 1977 nucleotides. RefSeq names its product protein DETOXIFICATION 27-like. Lineage: Eukaryota; Viridiplantae; Streptophyta; Magnoliopsida; Fabales; Fabaceae. Gene Ontology annotation, cellular component: membrane. Gene Ontology annotation, biological process: xenobiotic detoxification by transmembrane export across the plasma membrane. Gene Ontology annotation, molecular function: xenobiotic transmembrane transporter activity; antiporter activity. The record is from RefSeq and is a predicted model, not a curated record.